Sphaeroforma arctica JP610 is the source of this 780-nucleotide messenger RNA. RefSeq lists its product as hypothetical. The transcript has 6 exons. Lineage: Eukaryota; Ichthyosporea; Ichthyophonida. The record is from RefSeq and is a predicted model, not a curated record. The annotation marks the transcript as partial.
AUGGCCAUUGCCGCGACCAACAGUCAGUCCAGAUUGCGACUGCGGCACAUCCCUCGAUGGGAGCCAAGUCGAAGUAACGGCAACAUUGCCAGGAAGAGGAAGUCCACGCCCACUGGACCGUGGGGGCCUAUUGAUUCGCGAACAGCCGGAUUCAAAUGUGCGUUUGAUCAAAUUCUGCACUACAACUGGCUGCCACCUCCCAGCGACGUGCGAGCAGAAGCAGUGGAGCACAAGUUCAGCAAUAUGGAACAGACAAAACCAAGUCCACGAAAGAACUCAACGGUUCGCAGUGACAAAAUCAGUGAACGAACAGAAACUGGGGGCAAACCGAGUCGUCUUCAACAGGUGGGAGGACUGUGCCGAGAUUUAGCUGAGCAUUUUUUGCGCUUCAAUAUCACAUGGCUUGACUCACAGAGCAGUGAUUACUCCUUGAAUGUCGGCACCGACAACUUCGUCCUGGCCUCGGCCUCGAAGGCCAGAGCUGCGCCUAUUAGUAGCAACCAAUCAGAUCACAGCAUGGCCACUAGACCAGCAAGCCAUAGCAACACUACAUCAAAUCGUAGCAGUGUCCACCCAGAGAGGACCACAGUGAACCUUUCGGUCCAUCCCGCGCUCGCACGCGCCGACACAGGGAAUAUCAGUAUUGGACAAUUAACCAGGAACGAUAUCGAGGAUGGAGCUGCAGAGGAAGUCUUGGUGCAGACGCAUAGAUCUACUCCGGAGCUGUCGGGCGAGUUAUGGACCGAUAGCGACCGUCGUGUGCUGAACGAGGACUGCAUU